AUGGAUCGUUCACAGGUGGAGGUUUUUGUUCGGGCGCUGUCCCGCGUCUUGGGAUGGACAUAUAUGGCGAGCUGGUCUCUGUCCUUUUUCCCUCUACCCAUCUCAAUGUGGCGGCGGAAGUCAACAUCCGGGGUGUCCAUUGACUUCAACUUUAUCAACCUGCUCGGGUUCACCUGCUAUGCGAUUUACACUGCAACCUUUCUCUACUCACCGGUGAUUCGAUCUCAAUAUGCGGCCAGACACCCUGCCGCCGCCGAGCCGACCGUUCGUGUUAAUGAUUUAGCCUUUGCGGCACUCGGAGUGAUCAUGUGCCUCGUUGCGUACUCGAUGUUUUGGCCUCGUCUUUCGGGUCUGCAUACUCCUCGUCACCAACGAGUGAGCUGGACUAUGAGAGGCCUAUUCAGUGGCUGCGUAUUAGCGCCGUUGGUGGUGAUCUGCGUUGUCUUUGCUCAAACCCCGGAUAGCAAAAACAAUCCCUUUUCGUGGGCUUGGAUUGAUGUGAUCUACACUUUCUCAUACGACAAACUUGUCAUCACGACGGUCAAGUACGUCCCACAGGCUUGGUUGAACUACAGGCGGCAGUCGACGGUGGGAUGGAACAUUUGGACCAUUAUCCUGGAUCUCAUCGGAGGUAUUCUGUCUCUGCUGCAACUAGUCCUCGAUUCCAGUCUGCAAAGUGACUGGAGUGGCAUCACCGGAAAUCCCGCCAAGCUCCUGCUCAGUAAUAUCACCAUCUUCUUCGACCUUAUUUUUAUCGUUCAACACUACAUCCUGUACCGGGGUGCCUCAGACCCCAAGGCGAAAUCCGGGCCUGAUUCGACCACACCUUUGCUAGACGAUUCUAAUCCCUAG
Messenger RNA from Penicillium subrubescens, 852 nucleotides. RefSeq names its product putative L-cystine transporter. The transcript is spliced from 4 exons. Gene Ontology annotation, molecular function: L-cystine transmembrane transporter activity. Bases 1 to 852 code for a protein of 283 amino acids. Gene Ontology annotation, biological process: L-cystine transport. NCBI's taxonomy places the organism in Eukaryota, Fungi, Ascomycota, Eurotiomycetes, Eurotiales, Aspergillaceae. Gene Ontology annotation, cellular component: fungal-type vacuole; vacuolar membrane. The record is from RefSeq and is a predicted model, not a curated record.